Molecule: messenger RNA, 210 nt
Organism: Gaeumannomyces tritici R3-111a-1
Lineage: Eukaryota; Fungi; Ascomycota; Sordariomycetes; Magnaporthales; Magnaporthaceae
Exons: 3
Coding region: 1-210 (69 amino acids)
Source: RefSeq, a predicted model, not a curated record
AUGGCCAGGGAGUACUUGGAGCGAUGGGGGGUCAAUCUGCCACAAAGCUUUGUCUCCCGGAUGGCGAAGGUUGACCUUUGCCCCAUGCCGUAUUUUGAAGGCGGGCAACAAGCCGUCGUCCCAUCAUCGGUCCAACCGUUGUUGUGGCUCAUGCUUGUCGACAUGUCCGUGACGGACGGCACUUGGGAGGAAAAGGGGGCCACCGCCUGA